Molecule: messenger RNA, 1481 nt
Organism: Camellia sinensis
Lineage: Eukaryota; Viridiplantae; Streptophyta; Magnoliopsida; Ericales; Theaceae
Source: RefSeq, a predicted model, not a curated record
ACCCCCCACAACCAAAUGAAGAAAGAAAACACGAAAAUUGUAGAGACAGAAAGGGCGGAGUGAGAGAGUCGGCGUUUUCCUUCCUCCAUUGCACACAUCUCAAGCAUCGCUGUAAAAUUGUAUCUCUCUAUUUAAUCUAUAUCUAUAGACGUGUAACGGCUACUUUUGAUGAUUUGGAUUGGAGUUUGUAGACUGAUAACACCCAAAUGGAUUACAACAAUGACAGUGAAAUGUGGGACUGGCAUGGAGAGGAUUACUGUCUCCCGAAGGAAACCAAUCUUGCAGACCUAUCUCCAUGCCUCUGGGAUGGAGUAAGCCAGAAUGAAGAAGAUCUGUCCUGCAUGUUUGAUGAAACAACACCCGUUAAGGCCUGUGGGGAUUUGGCUUACCAUGUUGCUGACAAUGUAAACAUGAACAAGGAAUUACAGCACUGCAGGGAGACAUCUGCACAAGUAAAGAGACGUCGAAUGCUGCAAUUUGACAAUGAGAUUUUGGAUUCCCCUCUUUGCAAUGAGGACAUUUCAUCUGUCUUCUUGAAAUCAAAGGAGAGAGAAGAUUCGCUUGAAGAUGCUUUAUCUGAUAUGUCGCAUUGGGUGUCCGGGUUUGCAGAGGACACAUCUGCAUCUGGUUACGAUGGCCUGGAUCAGUCAUCUGAGGGAUGGCUAGCUGAUUGCUUUAACAAUGAUGAGAUGCAUUGCAGCACUGAUGAGACGUAUAUAUCUAGGAAUCUGUCUGGGCAGUCCGAUGUUCAAAUCGAUAUUUCAGAGUUUUGCAACACCCCACCUGAAUGUGAAGCUACUGUGCCCCAAGAGCAUCCUAGUGGAACUCGUCGAAAUGUUGUUUUCAAAGGUAGGAAGUCAUACAUGCGAACUCCGACAAAGUUGGCUUCAUCUGUUGCCUAUCCAUUUGCCUUUAUUAAACCAUGUGGUGUCCAUGGAGAUGUAACUCUAAAGGACAUAAACCAGCGCAUACGCACUCCACCACCCGCAAAAUCGAAGCAAGGUAAUGAAGAGGAUCCUUCUGCCUCGUAUCCCACUUCAGCUUUUUCCGGGAAGCCUGUUGUCGGCAAAACUAAAAUUCACACCGAGGGAGGAAAAGGCAGCAUCACUAUCAUGAGAACCAAAGGCUGAAUAGAUAAGUGUUCUCCAAAAUUUCUUUUUUGUGGCCUUGCUUGGUUCAUUCUGUUCCAAGGUCAAGUUUCUUUUGUAUCAUUCUCGGGCACCUAGUAUAACAAGUUAGUCCUUCAUUCUUAGGUUGGUGUUAAUUCUUGGAACUCAUAAAUUAGGUUAAGUGUUUAUGUUUCCAAGUGGUUUUGUAGGUGACAAAUACCUGUUGUUUUAUAGUUGGUUGGGACUGAUUCAAGAGUCAAAUGAGGAUCUUGAUAGCUAAGAGAUCCUCUUAGCUGCUUCUUUUCUUUCAAAAACUUUGUUAAUGAUUUCACCUACUUCCUUUUAAUGUGAAGAGCCUGUGUUUACUUGGUA